GGUCAACACUCGUUUUUCUAUCACACUCAUUCCCAACCACCACUAUCAUCAUGAAGUAUUCAGUCAUCGCAGCCCUCGCUCUUGCCGCUCCAGCUAUUAUGGCAUCGCCGACAAAGGAGAUGGUCCAAAAGCGCUCAACAGUCUACACCGAUAAAAUCAAUGUUGCUGAGAAGCUCACUGGCAGACCUGGAAGCGAGUAAGAAUCCCAUCAAAGGAAAGGAACUACUUUGCAUUUCUAGAAUUAACGUUACUUCCCAGUCUCUUCAACGAUCAGCGUGUUCCAAACUUUGUUGCCACUGAGCUCGGCAAGCGCCAGGAGAACAACACGUUUGAACCGGACCCAAAUCGCCCAAUUGUCACUCCGCCCUUGAUUUUCGUUCUCCAGUGCACAGAUGCUGGUUUCCGCGGAAAUUGCAUUGUAUUUGGAGCAAGACCAGGUCGAUGCGGUAAGAGUCAUUCGUCCCAAGAAUCAUGCAGCGAUGCUGACGUGCUAAAAGUUGACUACGAUGACUUCAAUCCUUUCAACUCGACUAUGAUCUCCGGCAUUUACAAUAACAACGUCUCAUCUCUUUCAACCAACACUGGCGGAAAAUGUCAAUUCUAUCAGUAAGUGGGUUUUUGUUUAGACGCUACAUUCCUCCAUCCACGUCCUAAUCCACACCAUGUCACGAUACAUGUGAUGCUUGGACAGAGGGGACAGACCCGGAGUGACACUUUCAUAUCUGUUCAACCUCGCAGUGGCAUCAGAAGAUCCGGAUUACAGUGCAGGUUACGAAACACUAUCAGCUCGUGGCGCUGUUAAGAUUUCGUUUCUAAAAAUUGUAAAUACCAGAACUGAUUCCUUUUGCGAUUUUCUACAGAUAUCUAGGGUGCAACGACAAAGGGGAUGAUCGGGGACUCACCUCCAGCUACAACUACAAUCUUGCGGUAGCACUGGAGGAGGAUCCCAGAACUGUGGAAUAUGAGGACCGAAUCACUUCGUGGAAAUGUUAAAAAGCUAACCACUACGACACACAGGUACCUCGGAUGCAAUAAUAGGGGUGAUGACCCAGGAAUCACUUUGGACUAUGAGUACAAUCUCAAGAACUUGACAGGUGGAAAUUCUGGUGACACUGACGACCGCUUCACAAGCUGG
Molecule: messenger RNA, 1135 nt
Organism: Hymenoscyphus albidus
Lineage: Eukaryota; Fungi; Ascomycota; Leotiomycetes; Helotiales; Helotiaceae
Source: the annotation of a GenBank genome assembly